AUGGAAGGGCGCAAAAGAGUGAUAGUAGUUGAUUGUAAAGGACACGUCUUAGGUCGCGUAGCCUCGACAGUAGCCAAGCAAUUGUUGUUAGGCCGCCGCAUUGUCUUAGUGCGAUGUGAGCAGCUUGAAGUCUGUGGAACCCUCCGCAUGAGAUUAGUCAAGUGGGAGAUGUACAGACGUAAGAGAGUCAACACAAACCCAUUGAGAGGUCCAUAUCAUCAACGUUCCCCGUCCAAGAUGGUUUACAAGGCGAUCAGAGGAAUGCUCCCCAAACACAAUUUCAGAGGAAAGUCUGCUCUUUCUCAUGUCAAAUGUUUCGAAGGAUGCCCCGCCCCAUACGACAAGAUGAAGAAGUCUUCGAUCCCUGAAGCCGCUGUUAUCUACAACUACAACCCUACUAGAAAGAGAACCCUCCUCGGCACCCUUGGAACUGCCAUCGGAUGGAAAUACGCCGACGUCGUCAAAAGAGACGAAGAGAUCAGAAAGGCUAGAGGCAAAAAGUACUACGAAGCAAAAGUCAAGAAAACUACUGCUAUGAAGGAAGCAAGAGAAAAAGUCUUGGCUGACAAGAAAUACGAAGAGAAGGUCAAAAUCCUCAAGCAGUUCGGGUAUGCUUAA
This is a messenger RNA of Entamoeba invadens IP1, 618 nucleotides long. Its product is annotated as 60S ribosomal protein L16, putative. Gene Ontology annotation, molecular function: structural constituent of ribosome; mRNA binding. The record is from RefSeq and is a predicted model, not a curated record. Gene Ontology annotation, cellular component: cytosolic large ribosomal subunit; ribosome. Bases 1 to 618 code for a protein of 205 amino acids. Gene Ontology annotation, biological process: translation; negative regulation of translation. NCBI's taxonomy places the organism in Eukaryota, Evosea, Mastigamoebida, Endamoebidae. The transcript has a single exon.